Molecule: messenger RNA, 1135 nt
Organism: Paramacrobiotus metropolitanus
Lineage: Eukaryota; Metazoa; Tardigrada; Eutardigrada; Parachela; Macrobiotidae
Exons: 3
Coding region: 165-896 (243 amino acids)
Biological process (GO): transcription initiation at RNA polymerase III promoter
Cellular component (GO): RNA polymerase III complex
Source: RefSeq, a predicted model, not a curated record
UAGUAUUUGAGUCAAAUCGUCAAAUAAUUUGACUAUUUGUAGUUUGUUUUAACUUGUUUGCCGCUUAAUGGUGCAUUAAAUUAGUAACUGGUAUCUCCAAUAUGCAAACUUUUCUAAUUUUUUAAGUUGGCAGUUCUGGAUCUCUGCUGCUUCGGGAAGACAAAAUGUUUCGGUGUUAUCUGUUGGAAAAACUGAUUUAUGUGCAUCCGAAUUUCUUGAAGUUGUGGUAUAAUUUUGAAAAUCCGGAAAAAUCAGAGCCAUUUCGUUUGUCUCGGCACCUUCUACAGUGUCAGCUAGUAAAUCAUGUAUUGCAAGGAAUUGGUUUAGUGGUCAUCGUUACAGAUAUAUGGGACAUAAAAGACGAGUAUUUUGAUCCCGUAGAUGGUGGCAUUUUCGUGCGGGUUCGCUUCCGCUGCAAAGUGUACUCGCCAGUGCCGCGCUCCAUUAUGCAAGCUACCGUGGAAAAGAUCGAGCCGGAUGCAGUAAUCGUUAGGCAUUUGGGAUUGCCUUCCGUGCGGUUUCCCCUCUCCUCUCUGCAUCCGGAAACGCUCUUCAAUGCCGAACAGAAAUCGUUGGUGUGGAAGAAGACUCAAGUCGCACAGGCCGACGGCUCUGCCAAAUAUUUCGAGACCAAAGUGGGCGAUAAAGUGAAGUACCAAGUGGACAAGGUGGAAUACGAUGAACACAAGCGCAUUUCACCGGCAGAUUCCGACGCGUGGACCGUGCAUGCCAACAUGAAGACGGUGCCACUUGGACCCGUUCACUGGUACAGCACCUUCCACAAACACACUCCCGCUCCAGCCCAUGACCUCCUGAAAGAAGCUCUAAACAAACUUGAUCCUGACCAAUCGGAUAGGUUGCGGUUUUUGCGAAGUGUAUUGCCCAACCGGAAAUGAAAUUUGUUUUAAUACGGAUUCGUUGUUUUAUGAUUAUGUUAUUUUCGGCUUGCGCUGGCGAUAUGGCGUUGCAAUGGUUGCUCUAGUUUUAUUGUUGAAUUCCUUUUGCACAGAAAUGUUUGUAGUUCAAUUUUGUACACGGCUACAGUGGUAAAAGUGCAGAUCCACCAACAGUUCUACUAAAUCAACAAGCAAAUAGAAUUUUGUAUAGAAGUACAAAUAAAGAAUUAAAGAAAAAC